UGCUCGCGGAGCAGUGCGGCAGUGGUCCGCACUGCAAACAGGUGGCCGGAGCCGUGCACCGCAUACAGGUGGCAGGAGCCGCGGGUGGGCCGCCAGGCGUCGCGCGGGAGCUGCGGUUGCCUGGGAGACCGAGCAGGGCUAGUGGGCGGCGCGGAGCCGAGGGGAGCCGGGCAGUUGCGGGAGUAGCAGGGCGAGAGUUGGGAGGGGGUGUGGCUCCCAGGGCAGCGCGCGGGAGACAGGGGGGUCCUGGGGCAGCGAAAGGUGGCCGCACCACUGGGGAGUGAGGGCAGCGAGCAAAGUGAGUACGCCGCGAGCCUGGUCGUAACUCAACCUCCUCCACCGAUCGAGGCGGCGCGGGAGCUGCACUUGCCUCGUCUGCGCGUCCGACGGUCUCUGCCCCGCGGGGGGUGACUGCGGCCGGGCGGCCAGUCAGGGAAAACCAGGCUUCCGCGUGAGCCCGGCCCGCGCCUCCGCUAUCGCGAAGAGGAGCCGGGUGGGCGGCGGGCGUGCUUCCCUGCGGCACCGGCAUGACUUCUCUGGGCUCUCCUCUGGCGCCCUUGCUGCUCCUCUCUCUGCACGGUGUUGCAGCUUCCCUGGAGGUCUCAGGGAGCCCUGGGAGUGUCCAGGUGGCCCGAGGUCAGACAGCAGUCCUGCCCUGUACUUUCACCACCAACGCUGCCCUCCUUAACCUCAAUGUCAUUUGGAUGGUCAUUCCUCUUGCCAAUGCCAACCAGCCUGAGCAGGUCAUUCUGUACCAGGGUGGACAGAUGUUUGACGGUGCCGCCCAGUUCCACGGUAGGGUGGGAUUUACGGGCACCAUGCCAGCCACCAAUGUCUCUAUCUUCAUUAACAACACUCAGCUGUCAGAUACAGGCACCUAUCAGUGUUUGGUUAACAACCUUCCAGAUAGAGGGGGCAGGAACAUUGGGGUCACCGGUCUCACAGUUCUGGUUCCCCCUUCGACCCCCCACUGCCAAAUCCAGGGAUCCCAGGAUAUCGGCAGCGAUGUCAUCCUGCUCUGUAGCUCAGAGGAAGGCAUUCCUCGACCAACUUACCUUUGGGAGAAGUUAGACAAUACCCUCAAACUACCUCCAACAGCCACUCAGGACCAGGUCCAAGGAACAGUCACCAUUCGGAACAUCAGCAUUCUGUCUUCAGGUCUGUACCAGUGCGUGGCUUCUAAUGCCAUUGGAACCAGCACCUGCCUUUUGGACCUCCAGGUUACUUCCCCCCAGCCCAGGAACACUGGACUAAUAGCUGGAGCCAUUGGCACUGGUGCAGUUAUUACCAUUUUUUGCAUUGCACUAAUUUUAGGGGCAUUCUUUUACUGGAGAAGCAAAAAUAAAGAGGAGGAGGAAGAAGAAAUUCCUAAUGAAAUAAGAGAGGAUGAUCUUCCACCUAAAUGUUCUUCUGCCAAAGCAUUUCACACCGAGAUGUCCUCCUCAGAGAACAACACAUUGACCUCCUCCAAUACCUUCAACAGUCGAUACUGGAGCAACAAUCCAAAAGUUCAUAGAAACACAGAGUCAUUCAAUCACUUCAGUGACUUGCGCCAGUCCUUCUCCCUGCACUCAGGCAAUGCCAACGUACCAUCCAUCUAUGCUAACGGGAGCCAUCUGGUCCCAGCUCCACAUAAGACUCUGGUUGUGACAGCCAACAGAGGGUCAUCACCACAGGUCACGCCCAGGAACAAUGGCUCAGUCAGCAGGAAGCCUCGGCCUCAGCACACACAUGCCUGCACCGUCAGCCGAGCGACCCUGGAGCGAAUCGGUGCCGUCCCUGUCAUGGUGCCAGCCCAGAGUCGGGCCGGGUCUCUCGUAUAGGACAAGAGCCAAUAGAGCGUUCAGAAAAGAACCAGUGAAAUGCUUCACACAAGAGGCUGGGUGUUGUGGAUAAGUGCUGGGAAAGAAACUCUUUCCUUACCAUGAUUCUAGUAAAAAGCACAGGAAAGCAAAUGCUGUCACCUGGCCACUAAGAUUUGUGACAUGAACCAGACUGCUCUGUCAUGAAGAUUUGUUUCCCCUCCACAGACGUCCCAGUGUUCUACUCAGAAAGCUGGAUCUCUAAGAUGUGCCAAGCCAAGGAAGAAGAUAUAAGAGCAGAAUAGCACGAAAAAUCUAAAUUGCAUUCAGGCGGGUUUAUUCUUUAGUUCAUGCCUAAUAUAAUAGUUUUUCAAGAGACUAAAGUGCCAGAUGGAGUUUAAAUAAUGAAAUUAUUCUAAAAGAUAGGCGUCUUUAGAAAAAAUAAUGAACACCUUGGGAUAUCUCCCAGCUGUCCCCAUGCCCUCUUUAUGUAGAGGGCAAAUGGCAUGAAUGGUUCCUGUCUGUCCUAGCAGGGGUGGCUCUUGUGUCACAGAAUCAAAGCUUUUUACACAAGCAAAAUUCAGUUAGAAAUGAGAGAAAACAAAAGAAACUUCUUUGACAAGCCCAUUUUUAUUUAUUUAUUUUUUGAACCACAAAUUCCAUAUUUGGAAUAUUGCUCUGUUGACAGAUUCUUGCCUGUCUAUGUUUUUUCUAGGGCUUGCCAUAGGUCCAUGACAGUUACUGUUCAUGAUUUCCUGGGAAAGUUUUUUUUUUUAACUAUUGGUUUUUUAAGAGAAUACAUGAGGGGCAUUGGAUGAGGGAAAGAAAAGACUGUUAUUAACACCACGUUCAGUAACUAUUCUUAGGGCCCACAGAUGUCCAUCACGAAAGAGGCCCCCUGUGUGGGGGUAGCACAGGAGAGAAGGCAGGCAGGUCCCAGGGCCCAGAACUUUCCUGGCAGCCUCUUGGGGCGGCGUCCAGGUCUCCCUGCCAUGACACUGGGUUACUUGUAAUGAGGGCAACACCCGAUGCCUUUUGUCUUGAGGUAGACAACUUUCUCCUUGUUUGACAAGUAGGGGUUAGGCUAUUAGGUAGUUACAGGGCAGGAGAUGUUUUCUUUCUUUUUUU
This is a messenger RNA of Phyllostomus discolor (pale spear-nosed bat), 2930 nucleotides long. It is a transcript of the gene IGSF11, whose product is annotated as immunoglobulin superfamily member 11. Gene Ontology annotation, molecular function: ionotropic glutamate receptor binding. The record is from RefSeq and is a predicted model, not a curated record. The transcript is spliced from 7 exons. The coding region runs from base 528 to 1823 and encodes 431 amino acids. Gene Ontology annotation, biological process: homophilic cell-cell adhesion. Lineage: Eukaryota; Metazoa; Chordata; Mammalia; Chiroptera; Phyllostomidae. Gene Ontology annotation, cellular component: cell-cell junction.